Messenger RNA from Aspergillus homomorphus CBS 101889, 1192 nucleotides. It is a transcript of the gene flbD, whose product is annotated as putative MYB family conidiophore development protein FlbD. Bases 115 to 1092 code for a protein of 325 amino acids. Lineage: Eukaryota; Fungi; Ascomycota; Eurotiomycetes; Eurotiales; Aspergillaceae. Gene Ontology annotation, biological process: mitotic cell cycle; positive regulation of transcription by RNA polymerase II. The record is from RefSeq and is a predicted model, not a curated record. The transcript has 2 exons. Gene Ontology annotation, cellular component: nucleus. Gene Ontology annotation, molecular function: RNA polymerase II cis-regulatory region sequence-specific DNA binding; DNA-binding transcription factor activity, RNA polymerase II-specific.
UGUGCUCUCAGCUACCACUGUACUUCCACUCCCGAGCCAACCAACCCCACGUAACUCAAAUUGAAUCUUGUUCUCAUCUCCGAUUCAGUCGACCCUUGCAGUUUCAUUCACAAAAUGGCUCCUACUCAUCGUCGUGGACCUUGGGUGCCUGAGGAAGACCAGUUGCUACUCCAGUUGGUUCGUGAACAAGGCCCCAACAACUGGGUCCGUAUCUCUCAACACAUGCACUACCGCUCUCCGAAGCAAUGUCGGGAGCGAUUCCACCAAAACCUGAAGCCCUCACUGAACCGCGAGCCUAUCUCCGCUGAAGAAGGCUUGAUGAUCGAGCGCAUGGUGAACGAGAUGGGCAAGCGGUGGGCUGAGAUUGCACGACGCUUGGGGAACCGUAGCGACAAUGCCGUCAAGAAUUGGUGGAAUGGCAGCAUGAACCGCAAGAGGAGAGGCCUCCCCACCCCCGGCUCUCCCCACUCCGGACGCACUUUUCACGGACGCAUCGAAGCCCCCUAUGGGCGGGCUUCUCUAGCAUUGAGCAGCCCUGUCAGCCGAUCCCGUUACUCCUCCAUCUCCAGUGAGAGACCGAUGACCUCUUGGACCAAAUCCUCCGCCUCCCGCCGCGAAUCUUCCUCAGCAUCCUCCAUGGACUGCUCGCGGCAGUUGACGCCCAUCUUCACCCUUCCCGCCCUCAAUCGCCCAGUGGAGACGCCUCUGACUUCGCCCACGUACUCAGAGGCCCCAUCAAUGGAGCCACCAUCGAUGGUUUCGGACCACAACUCUGUCUCUUCGUCGCCUAGAACCAUCGCUUCACCUCAAUCGCUUCCUCUGCCGGUGGACAUCAGACAUCUCUAUGGCGACGCUCGCCGACAAAGCGCAGCCUCUCUGCUGGCGACGGACGAAAGCUAUCUUACCAAUCCUUACUAUGGACCAAAGACCCUCGAACCCGUUUCAGACCUGUCCUUCAAGCAACGAUGGAUCUCCGAUUACCAGCCGUGGACCCGCCGUUCUUCGUUAUCGCCUACCUGGUCUGUCGCGUCGGAAGAUAAGACCAGUUCGCCGCGCGAUUCCCGCAUGGGUCUUCAAAACCUUCUCAAUUAAUUAAUGAUGGUCCUUUUGUUGUUUUACUGAGAACGAUCGCACGACUUCUUGUUUUCUUUACCCUGAAUCUCCAGCCAAUUCUCUGUACAUUUGUGAACCC